CUUUAGAUUACAAUAGUUCUUUACGCAUUUUUGUUUCCCUUUUUCCUUCUCGCGUCUGGGCUGUAUACGCUCCUUUUUUAUUCUUAUUGUACACAACAUCGGCUGCGACCGACCACCAAUAAUCAUUAUCACGAACGAUGAACAUUGGCCGCUUUAGCACAUACAGCAACUUGGUCAGGCAUUGGUACCUGCUGUUUCUGUUCAACAUAUUAAUACUUUUAUUGCUACUUGGAUACCGUUGCCGGCCACUGAUAGGCGGCGGCCAGUGGACAGCAGCAAGUGUUGGCGAUCGCUUUGCCAAUGGUGUUGCGAAUGAUCAGAUCCCAAUCGCGGACUACCUGGCUGCAAUCGAGGGCAAUGACGAUUAUGCAAUCGAUGCUGCACUGAUACGACUAUUCCCAACACGAGCAUAUGAAGUUAUACAAGAGCUGGAGGACUACAGAGCACAAUCGUUUCUAUUCAGGCCGUUGUGGACCUGGUGGCAUGCAAGGCAGUCGUGGAAACGGAUCACCAGUGCAACUUUGCCUGCCUUUGCGGGGAAUGAAUCCGUGCCCUGUCCAGCAGAUGAGAUACCGCUGCCACUUUUGCGACGUAUGGUAUCCAACAAUCUCGGCUUGCCUGAUCCAAGAGACGGCCACACGAUCGAUGAGCCCUAUAUUUUUAUCACACAAGCUCAAUCAAGGCUCUGUGUUCGCGCAGUCAUACCAGAGCCAUCAGCUUUCACGACUAUCAGCAGCAACGUAUCCGAAUAUCACUAUUUCUACCAACCUGCAGAUACACAACAAUCGACGCUCAGAUCACCUUGGUGGGACUCGUUCAUGGUUUAUGCAUUCAACAUGGACACAGAUGGGACUAUUCCAGUUCACAUGGAGCCUUGGAAAGGGCAUAAAAAGCUACGUGAUGAGUGGCUCCUGCACUCACCCGACAAACCGCAUUUUAUGCUUGCAGUUGAAGUCAUGAUGCACGAGCGCAAGCUCCUCCAUAUCUACGAAGGCAGCCUAGCGCUCCCCGAUCCAGGCCUUUACAAAUUGGAUGCUCGACUUGAGUACCAAGGAGGGGAGUGGAACUUUGAAAAAGGGCCGAUUGUACCUUACAAUCCAGAUAGCAUGGACGUGUACCCGCAUGGGCUGUUUUCGGUUUCAAACCCCAUGUAUGAUAAAGAAGAACGAGAACAUAUGAAUGAAGAGAAUGAUGGCAAAGAUACCGAGGUCCGACAUAUUGUUGCGCACCACAUGUCAUUGCCUCUUUGCACACGCGCAGAUUUGCCAGGACGCUGGUUACCAUCGUUUGCAUUACCAACGGAUCGAUCAGCCGAGCCGGCAGCGCUCGAUCGGAACGACAAAUUUUGGGCUCCAUACGCAUGUCGACUUCGCCGCAUUAGCUACGAGGAUUUUGGUGCAUGCUUGAAAAAAAAGUUUCCCCGAGGCAUUGACACGUACGGCGACUCGAAUACGCGUCGGUCGAUUAAAAAGAUUAUUACGCACGGACGUUGGUGUGACGACUGGCAUUUGGUAGGUGAUGCAGGAGCAUCAUUUCCUCCGAAGGAACCCUUUCGAGCGCCCCCGGUAGCAACAGUAACGAACACUUCGGAUACGUACGAUGAUCCGCCACUACGAAAUCAAAGCGCCGAUCCACUCAACUGGGAUUAUAUAGGCAGCAUGUCACAACUACGGUCAUGUUACUGCGAGGACUUCAAGGAACCAGGGUGGAACAAAGAAUGGUUUGAUCCAGAGAAGCGAAGUUCGGUGGUAUGGGUUGGCAACAAGACGACAGGCGUUAGAUUACACAGCUACAAGUGGGAUGGAUUGACCUAUCUCAACAACCCUUCGUGGCGCACAGCACUCGAAGCGACCACGCUCGCUGGAACAAUCGGUGAUGCUGCUAUAAUUUCCGUCGGCAACUGGGAUGCAGCCUUUAUGAAGGUCGAACAAUUUGAAAAGCAACUAGAUAUUUUGAUCGAGUUAGUACGUCGACGUUAUAGUAACAAGCUUAUCAUAUAUCGGACACCCCAGUACUACUGUUGUCGCGUUGACCAUUCCGAUCGAAAUCGUCUCGUAAGCGGACCACGUGUACAGCUUUUUGAUCAGCUAGCGAGAGACCGAUUUCUACAAGCGUUUAACAACUUGAUGGUAUGGGAUACAAUGACCAUGGGAGAGUCAAGGACCUGGGAAGAGAAACAACUAAGCAAUGGCUGCGCAUCAAAUCACGUUGCUGCUGAUGUUGUUGAAGUGGAAAACCAACUACUUAUGAAUGCACUUUGUAACGCCAACUAAAAAGAUUGUACAUACCCCACAUUUAACUGUUAUACACGCAAUAAAGAGCAUUAAAAUAUUAAAAAGAG
Messenger RNA from Zychaea mexicana, 2341 nucleotides. RefSeq lists its product as uncharacterized. Lineage: Eukaryota; Fungi; Mucoromycota; Mucoromycetes; Mucorales; Lichtheimiaceae. The record is from RefSeq and is a predicted model, not a curated record. Bases 138 to 2273 code for a protein of 711 amino acids. The transcript has a single exon.